Ictalurus punctatus (channel catfish) is the source of this 1380-nucleotide messenger RNA. RefSeq lists its product as uncharacterized. Bases 646 to 1344 code for a protein of 232 amino acids. The transcript has 3 exons. NCBI's taxonomy places the organism in Eukaryota, Metazoa, Chordata, Actinopteri, Siluriformes, Ictaluridae. The record is from RefSeq and is a predicted model, not a curated record.
CUGGUUUGAACUCACGUCCUCAGCUCCAGUGAAGGGAAACGUUGAUGCUUCAGAUAUAAAACCAUUCUGACGUUCAGGUGUCACGUACAUUUGGCCUUAUAGUGUAUUCCUGAAUAUAAAUCGAGUUUUUACUUAAAAUUCAAUUCUUUCCUCAAACAAAUAGUUUUUCCCGUAGUAUUUAGAGAAGCGGUGAGGAGCUCGGUUUAUUUAUCUAAAGCCCCCUGGGUGAAGAUCCUCAUGAAGUUGUGUGAGGAGAUGUCGAGAGCGUGCAAAGCUUCUUCUGGAUGCUGUUAAGAAUUGAAACUAUAAAAUGGUUUGGAUUUGUUUAACGCUGUUUGUGGUCACUGAGUAAAUCUGUAGGUGUCAUUUCUUUAAGCCGGUGUAUUCGAACUGAAUGUUAAUAUGGGGUAAAUAUAUUACUGGUUAAAGUUUGGACACGUGCGUCUGUGAAUGUGUGCGGGGACGAAAUGUCGCAUGAGGCUUCUGCCCUUCUUCCUGUUAAAAUAGUCUGACGCUCUUUUACGUGGUCUAGCGAUACAGGCUGCGUCCUUUUUUGCAGGAACAUCUUUUAGUUCUCACGUCAAGAGCUCAGCUCAGUAUAUAAACACACGCAACACUGAGAGUGAGGUUCUUCCUGAAGAAGAGAUGAAGACGCUGCACUUGUCUGUGAUUCUGCUCACGCUGUCCGGUGUUCUCACUCAGGACAGUGAUUGGGGUGUGAAAUAUCCAGUUAAUCUGAUCUGUGCUGUGAGAGGAUUCAGUGUCUCCAUUCCCUGUAGUUAUUAUUAUCCAACAUCAAAUCCCAAUAUUCAGGUGACACAAAAGCUUUGGUGCUCAAUGAACUCAAACACAGGAUGGUGUACAGACCCCCCGUAUGUUUAUAACAGCGCAUCAAUCACCACAUCAGACUUUGAGUACGCUGGAGACAACAAAUCAGACUGCACUUUGUUAAUCCACAAUGUACAGUUCAGUUAUUCUGGAGAGUACAGAUUCAGAUUUAUAACUAAUGUGCCCAGUGGAAGAUUCACAGGUAAACCUGGACCGACUCUACAAGUUGCAGAUUUAAAGGUGUCACUAAUCAGGCUCAGUGGAAACGGAACCCUUAAACAAGGAGACUCGUUAAAUCUGACGUGUGAUGUGAACUGCACACAAAGUUCCUCACAGUUUGUGUGGUCUAAGAACAACGAGCGCUUAAAUACAUCAGGACCCGUUCUUCACUUUCCUGCUGUAACCGUGAGGGAUUCUGGGAAUUACACCUGCACUUGGAAAACCAACAGGGCGUCAGGAUCUGAAACGAUCAGUCUUCUCGUCGAGGGUGGGUCCAUCUGCUCACAUCACUCCUGAAUGUCUCGAAUGAUUACUGAAGGAAAUAAAGUGACU